Messenger RNA from Paramecium tetraurelia, 753 nucleotides. RefSeq lists its product as uncharacterized. The transcript is spliced from 4 exons. NCBI's taxonomy places the organism in Eukaryota, Ciliophora, Oligohymenophorea, Peniculida, Parameciidae. The record is from RefSeq and is a predicted model, not a curated record.
AUGUUAACUGUACCAAUAUUGCCGAAUUUCAUAAAUGACCAAAAGAUCUAUUCUUAUUAUUUUCAUCACAUAUCUGGAUUACGAAUACGGAAUCUUUAUAAUUUGAUAAUAUUUUUAAGCUUUUACAUUUUUGAUUCUUAAAAUAAGAACACAAAAUAGUUGACGCUCUUUUAUAUUCCAUUGCUGAUAUAUGCAUUUGAAACCUAAACAGCAAUUUAUAUAUACACAUAUAUUCUUUGCUUAUAAUUCAGGUAGGAGAAACAAGUGAUGUAUUUAAGAUAUAUAUUGGUGGUAGUGGGAUUAUUCAUAGCAGAACAAUGGUAUAGCAACUUAUUAAUUAGGUAUUACAAAUUGUUAUUGUUGAUAUUUUUGGUUGACACUGAAAUGAAUGUUAACAUAAAACUCUUUGUCCAAGUAUUUGUGGGGAAAUAGGUAUUUGACUUAUUCGUAUGCUACACUCCUUUGAUUACACAUCAGUUAUUUCAAUACAAAUAUGAUGUUUGCAAUUUUAAUUCUACAUUAUGUCUUUUGAGUGUGGUUACGUUGGUGGUAACUUUGCAUAUCCAUCAGGAGAACCUGAUAUUCUCUCGUCUCAUGCAGAUAUAUGUAAGGAAUGAAUAGAUUAUGUAGCUGUUAUCGUUGCCUAUAUGGCCAGCCUUAUUCUACUACGAUAGAUCAGCGGAUAAUUUAAUUUUAGCAUUGAUAAAUAUUGUGCAAAUAUUAAAAUAGUUCUAGUAGCAGGUGGAGGAAUGA